UCAACUCUUUGGACUGUUUGAAGAAACUGUGGGGCUGUGACUCAUCAGGAAACAACUCACCUGAGUUCUUCUCCGUCAACUCUUUGGACUGUUUGAAGAAACUGUGGGGCUGUGACUCAUCAGGAAACAACUCACCUGAGUUCUUCUCCGUCAACUCUUUGGACUGUUUGAAGAAACUGACCCAUCAGAGACCAGACCCUGCUGAACCUGAACCUGAACCCAGCUGUGUGUCCAUGAAGAGUAACCGGUCCAUGGAGCCACCGCUACUUUAAUAAAAGACCUGUAAGGGAGAGGAGAAUAGAAAUGGAGGAGAGGCUACUUGAAAUGGAGGAGAGAGGAUUGAUGGAGAGACUUGAAUGGCAGAAGGAGCGAAUAGCGAUGGAAAGUGAAAUUGAAAUGUUAAGAAGAAGAUUGAGGACCCAGCAGAGACCAGAGUCUCCUGGACCUGAACCUGAACCUGAACCUGAACCUGAACCUGAACCUGAACCCAGCUGUGUGUCCUUUAAGAGCGACCGGUCACUGGAACGCUUUAUUAACUUUAAAGGAGAGCAACCCUCUGCUGAAAAGAGGAUCCAUCAAAGACCAGACUCUGCUGAACCUGAACCCAGCUGUGUGUCCUUCAAGAGCGACCAGUCAAAUCAUCGCUUUAUUAACUUUAAAGGUCAACAACCCUCUGCUGAAAUGAGGAUCCAUCAAAGACCAGACUCUGUUGAACCUGAACCCAGCUGUGUGUCCUUCAAGAGUGACUGGUCACAUGAUCGCUAUAUUGACUUUAAAGGUCAACAACCCUCUGCUGAAAAGAGGAUCCAUCACAGACCAGACUCUGCUGAACCUGAACCCAGCUGUGUGUCCUUCAAGAGUGACUGGUCAUAUGAUCGCCUCCUUGACUUUAAAGGUCAACAACCCUCUGCUGAAAUGAGGAUCCAUCAAAGACCAGACUCUGCUGAACCUGAACCCAGCUGUGUGUCCUUCAAGAGUGAGCGGUCACAUGAUCACUUUAUUGACUUUAAAGGUCAACAACCCUCUGCUGAAAAGAUAGUGGACCAGGAGAGCUCAGAGGUUCCCAGUGGUCAGUCUGCCCAGCAGCAUCAAACACACCUGGACUCCAUAUUUAUGCUGCUGGAGGAGAACAUCGGCACUUUUGUGAAGAUUGAGCUGAAGAAGAUCCAGAAGCUUCUGAGUCCAGAUCACCCAGAAUGCUCAGAGAGUCAGAGGGAGGAGGAGAAUGAGGAUGAAGAGCAGAGGAGCAGCAGAGAGGCAUUUCUGAAGAUCACACUGCACUUCCUGAGGAGAAUGAAGCAGGACGAGCUGGCUGACCGUCUGCAGAGCAGAAGUUCUGCUGGAGUUUGUAAACGUAAACUCAAGACUAACCUAAACAAGAAGUUCCAGUGUGUGUUUGAGGGGAUUGCUAAAGCAGGAAACCCAACCCUUCUGAAUCAGAUGUUCACAGAGAUCUACAUCAUGGAGGGAGGGACUGCAGAGGUCAAUGAUGAACAUGAGGUCAGACAGAUUGAAAUAGCAUCCAGAAAACCAAACAGACCAGAAACAACAAUCAGACGAGAAGACAUCUUUAAAGCCCCACCUGGAAGAGAUGAACCAAUCAGAACAGUGAUGACUAAGGGAGUGGCUGGCAUCGGGAAAACAGUCUUAACACAGAAGUUCACUCUGGACUGGGCUGAAGGCAAAGCCAACCAGGACAUCCAGUUCAUGUUUCCAUUCACCUUCAGAGAGCUGAAUGUGCUGAAAGAGAAGAAGUACAGCUUGGUGGAACUUGUUGAUCACUUCUUCAGUGAAACCAAAGAAGCAGGAAUCUGCAGGUUUAAAGAGUUCCAGGUUGUGUUCAUCUUUGACGGUCUGGAUGAGUGUCGACUUCCUCUGGACUUCCUCAACACUGAGAUCCUGACUGAUGUUACAGAGUCCGCCUCAGUGGGUGUGCUGCUGACAAACCUCAUCAGGGGGAAACUGCUUCCCUCUGCUCGCCUCUGGAUAACCACACGACCUGCAGCAGCCAAUCAGAUCCCUGCUGAGUGUGUUGACAUGGUGACAGAGGUCAGAGGGUUCACUGACCAACAGAAGGAGGAGUACUUCAGGAAGAGAUACAGAGACAAGAAGCAGGAAAGCAGAAUCAUCUCCCACAUCAAGACAUCACGAAGCCUCCACAUCAUGUGCCACAUCCCAGUCUUCUGCUGGAUCACUGCUACAGUUCUGGAGGACGUGUUGAAGACCAGAGAGGGAGGAGAGCUGCCCAAGACCCUGACUGAGAUGUACAUCCACUUCCUGGUGGUUCAGUCCAAACUGAAGGACAUCAAAUACGAUGGAGGAGCUGGGACCGAUUCAAACUGGAAUAAAGAGACGAAGAAGAUGAUUGAGUCUCUGGGAAAACUGGCUUUUGAUCAGCUGCAGAAAGGCAACCUGAUCUUCUAUGAAUCAGACCUGACAAAGUGUGGCAUCAAUAUCAGAUCAGCUUCAGUGUACUCAGGAGUGUUCACACAGAUCUUUAAAGAGGAGAGAGGACUGUACCAAGACAAGGUGUUCUGCUUCAUCCAUCUGAGUGUUCAGGAGUUUCUGGCUGCUCUUCAUGUCCAUCUGACAUUCAUCAACUCUGGAGUCAACCUGCUGUCAGAAGAACAAACAACAUCGUGGUGGUCUGAAGUGUUCAGAGACAAAUCAACACAUUUCUACCAGAGUGCUGUGGACAAGGCCUUACAGAGUCCAAAUGGACACCUGGACUUGUUCCUCCGCUUCCUCCUGGGUCUUUCACUGCAGACCAAUCAGACUCUCCUACGAGGCAUGAUGACACACACAGGAAGUAGCUCAGAGACCAAUCAGAAAACAGUCAAGUACAUCAAGACAAAGAUCAGUGAGAAUCUGUCUGCAGAGAGAAGCAUCAAUCUGUUCCACUGUCUGAAUGAACUGGAUGAUCAUUCUCUAGUGGAGGAGAUCCAACAGUACCUGAGAUCAGGAAGUCUCUCCACAGAUAAACUGUCUCCUGCUCAGUGGUCAGCUCUGGUCUUCAUCUUACUGUCAUCAGAAAAAGAUCUGGACGUGUUUGACCUGAAGAAAUACUCUGCUUCAGAGGAGGCUCUUCUGAGGCUGCUGCCAGUGGUCAAAGCCUCCAACAAAGCUCUACUGAGUGGCUGUAACCUGUCAGAGAGAAGCUGUGAAGCUCUGUCCUCAGUUCUCAGCUCCCAGUCCUCUAGUCUGAGAGAGCUGGACCUGAGUAACAACGAACUGCACGAUUCAGGAGGGAAGCUGAUCUCUGUUGGACUGAAGAGUCCACACUGCACACUGGAGACUCUCAGACUGCGUGGCUGUAACCUGUCAGAGAGAAGCUGUGAAGCUCUGUCCUCAGUUCUCAGCUCCCAGUCCUCUAGUCUGAGAGAGCUGGACCUGAGCAACAACGUACUGCAGGAUUCAGGAGGGAAGCUGAUCUCUGAUGGACUGAAGAGUCCAAACUGCAGACUGGAGACUCUCAGACUGAGUGGCUGUAACCUGUCAGAGAGAAGAUGUGAAGCUCUGUCCUCAGUUCUCAGCUCCCAGUCCUCUAGUCUGAGAGAGCUGAACUUGAGUAACAACGAUCUGCAGGAUUCAGGAGGGAAGCUGAUCUCUGAUGGACUGAAGAGUCCACACUGCACACUGGAGACUCUCAGUCUGUCAGGCUGUCUGAUCUCAGAGGAAGGCUGUUCUUCUCUGGCCUCAGCUCUGAGCUCCAACCCCUCCCAUCUGAGAGAGCUGGACCUGAGCUACAAUCAUCCAGGAGAAUCAGGAGUGAAGCUACUGUCAGCGGGACUGGAGGAUCCAAGCUGGAGACUGGAGACUCUCAGGGUGGAGCCUGCUGGAGUCAGAUAUUUGACACCAGGUCCAUGGAGAUAUUCCUGUGAACUCAGACUGGACACGAACACAGUGAACAGAUACCUCAAACUGUCUGACAACAACAGGAAGGUGACAGGUGUGGAGAAGAAGCAGCCAUAUCCUUAUCAUCCAGAGAGGUUUGACUGUCCUCAGCUGCUGUGUAGAGAUGGUCUGACUGGUCGCUGUUACUGGGAGGUUGAGAGGAGAGGAGAGGUUGAUAUAUCAGUGAGUUACAGAGUAAUCAGGUGGAGAGGGAAAAGUAAUGACUGUUGGUUUGGAUGUAAUGAUCAUUCCUGGAGUCUGACCUGCUCUGAUGGUCGUUACUCUGUCUGUCACAAUAACAGAGAAACGUCCAUCUCCUCCUCUGUCUCUGGUAGAGUAGCAGUGUAUAUUGACUGUCCUGCUGGCUCUCUGUCCUUCUACAGAGUCUCCUCUGACUCACUGAGCCACCUCUACACCUUCAACACCACAUUCACUCAACCUCUUUAUCCUGGGUUCAGGUUGUGGUCUUCUGCUUCCUCAGUGUCUCUGUGUUCUGUGUAGGAUGGAGAGUCUCCUCCUCUUUCUCACUCCUGAUCAGUUGAGUCUGUACAGGAUCACACUUAUAGAAAAUUGAAAUA
This is a messenger RNA of Sander lucioperca (pikeperch), 4472 nucleotides long. Its product is annotated as NLR family CARD domain-containing protein 3-like. The record is from RefSeq and is a predicted model, not a curated record. The transcript has 18 exons. Lineage: Eukaryota; Metazoa; Chordata; Actinopteri; Perciformes; Percidae. Gene Ontology annotation, molecular function: protein binding. Bases 304 to 4395 code for a protein of 1363 amino acids.